ACAAAUUCAACAUACUACCGAAUACAUACAUCAUUGAUAUAUCACCUUCCAGCAUUACGGAAUUAACGCAUUGGUGUACCAAAUUCUUCCAGAACGCUUAUACAAAUUAAGUGAAAAUGCAGAGGAGAGUGGAAAGAGCGACUAAAAAACUAUCAGCAAAGGAAUUGAAACAAAGAGAGGUGACACGAAAUUUUAAUCAUGUGGCUAAAUUAGUUCUUACGCCUUUAGAACGAGAAACUCUUCACAAGUCUAUAAGACAAUAUCAAAAGUCUAGAGAUGUAGAAAAACUUCAUCAUAUGAUGGUGUUUAUGUUAACCACACACGAAAAACAGAAAAUAUUUCCUUAUGUACGAGCUAUGCUUCCAGAAGAUGGCAGGGGAAAAUUUGACGAACUAUCCAUUGAAAAACAAUCCUCAAAAACAGUUCAAGCUAAAAACCAUUCAUCAAAUAACUUUCUACGUCCAAGCUCUGCAGAAAAUAGAACUAAGAAGAAAACCAGCUUCAGAAAAAAUAUGAAAGUGUUUACAUUAAUAAAGGAUGACGAUGACUAUAUUGGAUUUAGUUUACGUGGUGGAUCAGAAUAUGGAUUAGGGAUUUAUAUCAGUCAGAUUGACCCCUUAUCACCUGCAGAUUAUUGUGGUCUCGAGGUUGGUGAUGAAAUUCUAGCCGUCAAUAGUAUUCCACUGAAUAAUGUCACUUUAAACGGUGCUGUAAGUGUUUUAACAGGUUCUAACCACUUAAAACUUACCGUUAACAG
Molecule: messenger RNA, 757 nt
Organism: Lottia gigantea (owl limpet)
Lineage: Eukaryota; Metazoa; Mollusca; Gastropoda; Lottiidae
Exons: 4
Cellular component (GO): plasma membrane
Molecular function (GO): protein binding
Source: RefSeq, a predicted model, not a curated record